This is a messenger RNA of Meloidogyne enterolobii, 320 nucleotides long. Lineage: Eukaryota; Metazoa; Nematoda; Chromadorea; Rhabditida; Meloidogynidae. The record is from the annotation of a GenBank genome assembly.
UGUGCCGAAACGGAUUUUAAAAAGCGAAACGCGAAAUGCGAAAAGCGAAAUUAAAUUUAAAAAGCGAAACGCGAAAAGCGAAAAACGAAAAUCGUUUAAAAAAAGCGACACGCGAAAUGCGAAAAGCGAAAGUCCAAAAAAGGCGAAAAUCCGCGAAAUGCGAAAAGCGAAAUGCGAAAUUCUUAAAAAUUUUCCGGUAUGAUGGGAAAUCUCUAGAGAUUUGUCAACUCAGUGCUUUGUUGCAAAUCAAAGCCUCGACUGAGUCUUACAAUAGGAUUUUGACGGGCAUCAUGAAUAUCAAUUAUAUACUACCUAAAUAG